CUAAAAAAAUAACCGGUGAAGUCCAAUAAUCUUUAAAAUUGCGCCAUCGCCAACGUCGUUUAUGUUUGGAUUAGUUUUUCUUAAAUUUAAAAUAGACAAUAAUUUAAUAUGAAUGCGAAAAGAAAACCUUCGACACAAAGUGGCAAUUUCCAAAAGAAAACCAGAAACUUCGACGAGGAUGAAGAAGAUUUUGGCAGUGCCUUUGAGGCUGAGCUGGCAGCCUUUGAAGGUGAUGAUAUAGACCCCACUCAGCUUCUGGGUGAAGGUCCAGAAAAUCAGCAAACUUGCGCCAAAUGGUCGCGGGCCGAUUAUCCACAUCUGAACCCAGACGUCGAUGGUUUGACAUUCCAACAAAUCGACGUUGAAAACUACGUUGGAACACCUCUUCCUGGAAUGCCAGGCUCACAGCUCGCCCCAGUGCCUGUCAUACGAAUGUAUGGCAUCACAAUGGAAGGUAAUUCGGUGUGUUGUCAUGUCCACGGUUUCUGUCCGUACUUCUAUCUCGCUGCACCUCGUGGCUUUGACAAGAGUCACUGCCACAGAUUGCGCGCGGCUCUGGACAAGUGCGUAUUGGCCGACAUGCGGAGCAAUAAAGACAACAUCCAGGAGGCUGUGCUUGAGGUUGAAAUCGUCGAGAAACUGUCCAUAAUGAGCUAUCAGGGUGACGAGAAGAAAGAAUUCAUCAAAAUAACAAUGGCCAUGCCAAAGUUGAUUGCCGCCGCAAAGAGGCUCCUUGAGAAGGAGAUCAUUAUGUCGGACUUUGAUUUUCAGGACUGUCGAGCGUAUGAGAGUAACAUUGACUUCGAUAUUCGCUUCAUGGUCGACACUGGAGUUGUUGGCUGCAGUUGGAUAGAACUGCCAGCUGGUUCGUGGCGAUUGCGAAGUAGAGACACCAAACCCAUUCCGGAGUCGAGAUGUCAAAUUGAAGUCGACGUAGCUUUUGAUAAAUUCAUUGCCCACGAACCCGAGGGCGAGUGGGGAAAGGUGGCGCCUUUUAGAAUACUCUCAUUCGAUAUUGAAUGCGCUGGAAGGAAGGGUAUUUUCCCAGAGGCCAAAGUUGAUCCGGUGAUUCAAAUCGCCAACAUGUGCAUUCGGCAAGGCGAACAGGAGCCAUUUAUUCGCAAUGUCUUCACAUUGAAUACUUGUGCCCCGAUUGUGGGAUCACAGGUUCUUUGUUUUAAUAAGGAAACGGAACUCCUCGACAAAUGGUCUUCCUUUAUCCGUGAAGUGGAUCCGGACAUUUUAACCGGCUACAACAUUAAUAAUUUCGAUAUUCCAUAUCUCCUGAAUAGAGCCCAACACUUGAAGGUCAAAGGCUUCGAGUAUCUUGGUCGUAUCAAGAACAUUCGAUCUGUUAUCAAGGAUCAAGUUCUUCAGUCUAAGCAGAUGGGAAGGCGAGAGAACAAAUACGUUAACUUCGAAGGUAGAGUUCCUUUCGAUUUGUUGUUUGUUCUUCUCCGAGACUAUAAACUACGUUCGUACACUCUUAACGCUGUCAGUUAUCAUUUCCUCCAAGAACAAAAGGAGGACGUGCAUCAUAGCAUCAUUACCGAUCUCCAGAACGAAAACGAACAGACACGUCGACGAUUGGCCAUGUACUGUCUCAAAGACGCCUACCUUCCCCUCAGACUGCUCAAUAAACUUAUGUCGAUUGUUAACUACAUGGAAAUGGCUCGUGUCACCGGGGUCACUUUGGAAUCCCUACUCACACGAGGACAACAGAUCAAAGUACUUAGUCAGUUGCUGCGGAAGGCACGAACCAAGGGAUUCAUAAUGCCCGCCUAUCACAGUCAAUCCAAUGACGAGCAAUUCGAGGGAGCGACAGUUAUCGAACCGAAGAGAGGAUACUAUGCCGAUCCAAUCUCGACGCUCGAUUUUGCCUCCCUAUACCCGAGUAUUAUGAUGGCUCACAAUCUAUGCUACACGACCUUGGUUCAGCCCAACAUGAAGGACAAACUGUCGCUAUCUGUGGACGAUGACAUGGAGAAGACUCCCUCAAACAAUUUGUUCGUCAAAUCCCACAUUCGUCGUGGUCUGCUUCCUGAAAUUCUAGAAUCCCUGUUAGCUGCGAGAAAAAAGGCCAAAAACGAUCUCAAAGUGGAGACGGAUCCAUUCAAAAGAAGCGUCUUAGACGGACGACAGUUGGCUUUGAAAAUCUCUGCAAAUUCUGUGUACGGUUUUACUGGAGCACAAGUUGGAAAGCUCCCCUGUUUGGAGAUAUCGGGAAGUGUCACAGCCUAUGGGCGAACCAUGAUCGAGUUGACAAAGAACGAAGUCGAAGCACAUUAUACCCGAGCAAAUGGCUACGAAAAUGAUGCUGUUGUCAUUUAUGGUGAUACCGAUUCUGUGAUGGUAAAUUUUGGAGUAAAAACUUUGGAGCGAAGCAUGGAACUAGGGAGGGAAGCAGCCGAAUUGGUUAGUUCGAAGUUUGUUCGGCCGAUUAAGCUGGAAUUCGAAAAAGUCUACUUCCCGUAUUUGUUGAUCAAUAAGAAGCGUUAUGCGGGUUUGUACUUCACAAACACCGAGAAAUACGAUAAAAUGGAUUGCAAAGGUAUUGAAACUGUAAGAAGAGAUAACUCUCCAUUGGUGGCGAAUCUCAUGAACACCUGCCUACAAAAACUUCUGAUCGAACGUAACCCUGAUGGAGCUGUGGAAUAUGCCAAAUCUGUGAUAUCUGAUUUGCUUUGCAACCGCAUAGACAUAUCCCAGUUGGUCAUCACAAAGGAACUGACCAAAACAGACUAUGCGGCCAAACAAGCUCACGUCGAGUUGGCAGCCAAAAUGAAGAAACGUGACCCGGGAACAGCUCCAAAGUUGGGUGAUCGAGUUCCUUACGUGUUGUGUGCUGCCGCAAAGAAUACCCCCGCCUACAUGAAGGCCGAGGAUCCUAUUUAUGUGCUGGAGAACUGCGUACCCAUAGAUGCGAAUUACUACCUGGAGAACCAACUGUCAAAACCUCUUCUAAGAAUCUUCGAACCAAUUUUGGGCGAAAAGGCCGAGUCCAUUUUGCUGAAGGGUGAACAUACCAGAACUCGGGCAAUGGUGACAUCGAAAGUCGGUGGUUUGGCUGGAUUUGUGACCAAAAGAACGGCGUGUCUAGGUUGCAAGGCGCUCAUGCCAAAUGGGUAUGAAAAGAGCGCCCUUUGUCCACAUUGCGAACCAAACAUCGGCGAAUUGUAUCAGAAGGAGAUUUUUGCCAAGAGAAGUCUGGAGGAGAAUUUUUCACGUCUUUGGACCGAAUGCCAACGAUGCCAAGGCUCCCUGCAUGAGGAAGUACUAUGUUCCAAUCGAGAUUGUCCUAUUUUCUAUAUGCGUCAGAAAAUUCGAAUGGAACUCGAUACACAAGAGAAACGAGUACAACGAUUCGGAGCGCCAUCUUGGUAA
Messenger RNA from Eupeodes corollae, 3384 nucleotides. It is a transcript of the gene PolD1, whose product is annotated as DNA polymerase delta catalytic subunit. Gene Ontology annotation, biological process: DNA replication proofreading; nucleotide-excision repair, DNA gap filling; base-excision repair, gap-filling. The transcript is spliced from 5 exons. Gene Ontology annotation, cellular component: delta DNA polymerase complex. Gene Ontology annotation, molecular function: nucleotide binding; 3'-5'-DNA exonuclease activity; DNA binding. Lineage: Eukaryota; Metazoa; Arthropoda; Insecta; Diptera; Syrphidae. Bases 109 to 3384 code for a protein of 1091 amino acids. The record is from RefSeq and is a predicted model, not a curated record.